Molecule: messenger RNA, 633 nt
Organism: Gastrolobium bilobum
Lineage: Eukaryota; Viridiplantae; Streptophyta; Magnoliopsida; Fabales; Fabaceae
Exons: 1
Coding region: 1-633 (210 amino acids)
Source: RefSeq, a predicted model, not a curated record
AUGGUAGUGAAGACUGCCACCAGAAACUUGGUUUCCACUUCUUUGAUGUGUAAGGAAGUCAAGUUCAGUUAUGAAGAGGAAGAGUAUGUAGUUGAUCUGAUUGUGCUUGAGGGUAUAAAUCUGCACAUCAUUCUAGGCAUGGAUUGGGUAGUCAUACAUGGAGUUAUGAUUGAUUGUUGUAGCAGGAAGAUUUAUUUCUCUGCUAAGAAUGAGAAGAAGGACUCCCCAUAUUUAUCAGUGUUACAGAUGAUUAAGGCUCUAAAUGUGAGAGAUGCAGGAUAUAUCAUGUUAGGAGGAUUGGUUGGUGUCUCUAAGGAGCCAACUGCUAGUAUCCCGAUUGUAUGUGACUUUGAGGAUGUAUUUCCAGAAGAGAUCCCACAGUUUCGACCAGAAAAGGAGAUUGAAUUCUCCAUUGACCCAGUGCCUGAUGUGAGGCCUAUCUCUUUGGCUUCAUAUUGGAUGUCACCAGUGGAACUUGUAGAGUUGAAGAAGCAGAUUGAAGAAUUUUCUCGUAAGAAGUUCAUUAGACCAAGUGUAUCUCCUUGGGGUGCACCAGUUAUCUUUGUAAAGAAGAAGGAUGAAACUAUGAGAUUGUGCACGGAUUACCGGCAAUUGAACAUGGUGACUGACUGA